CCUCGUUUCAAUCACUCUUCUUGUUCGGUCUAGGUAGAGACCGCCAUCCACAUUGACUCGUUCCCUCCGCGUCUUCACCUUCAUCCUCAUCAUCCUUUUCUUUCCGAGUCAUUCGGUCCAUCACGAUUGUUGCACCCCUGCCGCCUUAGUAACCAUCGCGCCGCAAAGUCUCAUUGCCCCACGCAAAUCAACCGCAUCCCAUUCACUCACAUCCAGCAGCCCAAGUCAAUCUUGCCGCUGUCACCUUUCACAACCUUUCACAACCUUGGCCUCUCCGACCGUGUGCCAGUCCUUUUUGCGACCUGCACCAUUCUGAUCUCGCCUCAGCACGACCACGACCACGAUCCUCCGCGCCUCUGAUCCUCUUCCCUACCGUUGGUUUAUCGUCGCCUAGCUGAUCGCUCCACAACCGCCGAUCCUCAGUAAAUAUUCACUCUUCGUCUGCGAUCUCUCCGCCAUCGCCGACCGACCGCGAGACUCCUAAUACCUCACCCCCAUCAGCACACCGACCAAGACAAGACCGCAUCGUUGAUCAACAUGGCGGAAUUCGUGCGAGCCCAGAUCUUUGGCACAACCUUUGAAAUCACUAGCAGGUACAUGAAAUGACUACAUUGAGGCAAAAGAGAUGGUCUAACUAGGUACAAGAUACACUGAUUUGCAGCCCGUGGGCAUGGGAGCUUUCGGUCUGGUUUGGUAACGAUUCUUUGCACCAGAAGCUUCUCACCGUGGUUGCUGACGCCUUGCCAGUUCUGCGAAAGAUCAACUCACAGGUCAAGCCGUAGCUGUGAAGAAGAUCAUGAAGCCUUUCUCGACACCUGUCCUCGCAAAGCGUACAUAUCGAGAGCUCAAACUGUUGAAGCAUCUUCGACAUGAGAACGUCAUCUCUCUCAGCGACAUCUUCAUCUCUCCCCUCGAGGAUAUCUACUUCGUGACCGAACUGUUGGGGACCGACCUCCACCGAUUACUGACAUCCAGACCUCUGGAGAAGCAGUUCAUCCAAUACUUUCUUUAUCAAAUCUUGCGAGGUUUGAAAUACGUUCAUUCCGCCGGCGUUGUCCACAGAGACUUGAAACCUAGUAACAUUCUGGUCAACGAGAAUUGCGACUUGAAAAUCUGCGACUUUGGCCUGGCCAGAAUUCAAGAUCCUCAGAUGACCGGCUAUGUGUCCACACGCUACUAUCGAGCACCUGAAAUUAUGCUUACCUGGCAAAAGUACGACGUCGAGGUCGAUAUUUGGAGUGCCGGCUGCAUUUUUGCCGAGAUGUUAGAAGGAAAGCCGCUCUUCCCAGGCAAAGACCACGUCAACCAGUUCUCCAUCAUCACCGAGCUACUUGGCACCCCUCCCCAGGAUGUCAUUGAAACCAUUUGCAGUGAGAACACGCUGAGAUUUGUCCAGUCCCUGCCCAAGAGAGAGCGACAACCCCUGAGCUCAAAAUUCAAGAAUGCCGAUCCCCUCGCCAUUGACCUCCUGGAAGACAUGCUGGUUUUUGACCCGAAAACAAGAGUUUCGGCAGAGCAAGCCCUGGAACACGAAUAUCUCUCACCUUAUCACGACCCAACCGAUGAGCCUGUAGCAGAUGAAAAGUUCGACUGGUCAUUCAACGAUGCCGAUCUACCCGUUGACACGUGGAAAAUCAUGAUGUACUCGGAGAUUCUGGACUAUCACAAUGUGGACAAUCCAGACAAUGGUGGCAUGUCUAUCGAGCAAGCACAAGCCGUAAAUGGCCAGACAGUCCAGUAAUUAUGUCCACGACCUGAAGUCUAUCAACAAGAAAGGAUGCCACCGCGGCGCAUCCAGUUCUCACGUGUCGUUAUGUGCCUAUCAGAAUAAUUUCAGGGAAGCUUCUUGAACGCGGAUCGCAUCUGAGGAUAUGCGUGGGGUUUUUCGAUUUCAGACACAUGACGAUAUGGGUUAGCGUCUCUGCAUGACAUAGUCGGCCGAAUGUGAACUGGCGGGUAUGGUUGGGACACACGGCCAAGUACGAAUAGGAACCUGCUCCGAAAGAGGAAAUACAGUAAUAGCUUCGACAGUUGGUCACCUAGGCCUUCCAGAACAUGAGUCGGGUCGAUGGGCGUGGCAUUCCGAGCGCCCAAAAUGGUCCGAUACCAAAGUCGACUUGCUAGCGAUAUAGGGCUUUGCCUACGAUCCUGGUUGGACUUCUUGAAUGGCGCUGUUGUGGCAAAUAGACAUUAUGAGUUAUGUUUCCCAUUGAUUGCACCGAUCCCGACUAGAUUGCGUUGUCCUUUGCCUCGAAUGCCACGAUCACGGGCUUGUCAAUGUUCCCUAGUGAGAUGAAGAAGGCCGGCCACAAAGCCCGUGACAACAACAACAACAACACGGCCAUGACACCAUCAAUGGGAGCUGGAUGACCGGGUUCACUAGGUUUUCUCGUUGUGAAUGCAGCUAUCGGGGGACCUUUUACCCAUUGCAACAAAACAAGUCGCUGAGAUGCUGAUCCUCGGUGGUCUGAUUAGAGGUGUUCAAGGAGUGUCCAGGAUGAGGAUAGAUGAAAGUCAAGGCUGGUAGAGGCUAGUCAGUAACUUGGAUGCACAUCUAGGUAACUACCCACUCGUGAGUAGAGGAUAGCUAUCAGUUAAUUCUGUAAAGCUCAUGCGG
Messenger RNA from Exophiala oligosperma, 2617 nucleotides. Its product is annotated as mitogen-activated protein kinase HOG1, variant 2. The coding region runs from base 797 to 1741 and encodes 314 amino acids. Gene Ontology annotation, biological process: stress-activated MAPK cascade; osmosensory signaling pathway; cellular response to oxidative stress. The record is from RefSeq and is a predicted model, not a curated record. Gene Ontology annotation, cellular component: nucleus; cytoplasm. The transcript has 4 exons. NCBI's taxonomy places the organism in Eukaryota, Fungi, Ascomycota, Eurotiomycetes, Chaetothyriales, Herpotrichiellaceae. Gene Ontology annotation, molecular function: MAP kinase activity; ATP binding.